Ruditapes philippinarum (Manila clam) is the source of this 1776-nucleotide messenger RNA. RefSeq lists its product as uncharacterized. Gene Ontology annotation, biological process: lipid transport. The transcript has 14 exons. NCBI's taxonomy places the organism in Eukaryota, Metazoa, Mollusca, Bivalvia, Venerida, Veneridae. The record is from RefSeq and is a predicted model, not a curated record. The annotation marks the transcript as partial. Gene Ontology annotation, molecular function: lipid carrier activity.
AUGCGGGUGUGGUUCUCCUUUGAGAUCAGCCAUCGAGGUGAAAUCAGAAAGGUUUAUCACCCGGCUGACGAGGACGAUGAAGUUCUUAUAAUGAAGAAAGGCUUUGCUGGAAUGCUGUCAGCUAAAAGCUUCAUCAUCAUGUUACAUUUUCAUGAAGACUUGAACACAAUACAUAGCGUGAUGAUAGAAGAGGAAAUGAACAUUGACUUUUCAACUAAAGCUGGAUAUGAUCCUUUUCACGCCAUGAGACCAGUACAUGCAGUGUCUGGAUUUUCUAACAUGGGUUUUCCAACGGUAACAGCCAGUUCUAAAGACAAACUAGAGUUUUUCAAGAAAAGAGAUUUUACAGUUCAGUUUGAGAAGCCAAUUGGUAUUGAAUCAUCAAGUAUCCAUCAUACGAAAAAGAUUAAAAAGCGAGCAAUUUACCAAACACAAACUGAAGUUAAACUUGCAAAAACAUAUAUUGCGGGAAAUCUCACGUGCAUUCGUCAUCAACCAGAAAGAGGCUCACCUCAACUUGGUAAAUGUUUUCACAUGCUUACAAGAACUCUUGAUCAAAUGACAGAGUCGGAUGUUGAGCAGAUCGCAAAUACAUACUUUCUGACAGUAACACCUAAGAAUAAGGACGAUAAAAAUACAAUGGCUGAAGCUCUCAUAGCGCUGAACAAACAAGAUGUGAUCGUGAACAAGAUUCUCAACAAUCUGCAAACAGACGAGCAGCUCUUGAUGAGAGUACUGACUUCAUUAACAGCGUUAGACCAUGAACCAUUUAUGGAGUUACUGACAACUGUUGAGAAAUUUUGCUUUAAGGGCAAACGUUCUGAACGUAUACUUCUUUCCAAAAAUAUCCGUCAUGUAUCUUGUUUAACAUUUGGUGGUUUGGUCGGAAGUGUGAAACAGUACGGCAAUUCAGAGCACGCAGACAAACUUGUACAAUAUCUCCAUGACGAACUAGGUUUACAUGAUCCAUGGUUGUUCAAGAUGAAGAGAUCAGCAAUGUCGGAGAUAGAAUGUGUAGAGUACGACCAUAAUAAAGUUGUUCUUCUUGACGCUAUCGGCAAUGCUGGACUACCCGUGUCGUAUGACCAUAUUGUAUCUCAUAUCAAUUCAACAAACUCACAGUGGAUCAAACGUACAGGGGUACAUGCACUCAGAACGUUCCAUGAUAUAAAAACAUUACAAGAGCUUGAGAAAGUUGCUUUAUACGAUGAUGAUGAAACUGUCCGCUAUGAAGCACUGCUGCAAUACGAAGCGCAUCCAUUAGCUAACGCAGACACCACUGGAGACGGAACCGGACUUGCACACACGGGUGUUGCCAAAAGAUCGAUUCUAGACCUAAAACUAGCUUUCAGACUUGCAGCACCUGGUGUAGAUUGGCGCAAAAUGAUUGGGUCCGAAUCAGUUGGUGCUUCGUUUGGUAUCGUCAUGGAAAAUCUUUUAGAUCUGCAGAUGUCACUGAUAAAAGGAAGUAUAGAUGUAAGAGUUCAUGAUGAAGCUUACGUUAGAGUACAUCUUGGUUACAUUGGUAUAAGCUUGGAUUUUUACCUUGCAAGAAUAUGUUUCAAAGGCAGUGCAAAGUAUGCUCUUAAUAUCUUAAAGGAACUAGACCCGAAACAUGGUUCUGACCUCAUCAAACAGUUCACGAGCAUUGUUGACAAAGUUGUUGGUGCUAUUAAAAACGGAGUAGAGGCGUUUAAGAGAAUCAUUUCAACAGACUUCUCAUUGAAAGACAUUGUUGAUGAUUUCGUCAAGGCGGUGACAGAAAUUCCAGAAAAG